UUCUGAACUCAACAACUAACCCAAAAGCCUUCUUCUUUUUCUUCUUCUUAAUACUUGCGACUUCCAGAGGUUGUUUUUCGACGAGAUUAUUGCCAUGGCUGGCUCCUGGAGAGCUCGAGGGUCCCUGAUCGUGCUGGCAAUUGUUUUAUUCGGAGGCCUAUUCGCAAUUUCAAUCGCGAAGGAGGAAGCAACGAAAUUGGGGACUGUCAUUGGGAUAGAUUUGGGAACCACUUACUCUUGUGUUGGAGUGUACAAGAAUGGACACGUAGAAAUUAUAGCGAAUGAUCAAGGAAACCGUAUCACCCCUUCUUGGGUAGCUUUCACUGAUACUGAGAGGUUGAUCGGUGAGGCUGCCAAGAAUCAAGCAGCUGUCAACCCUGAAAGGACAGUUUUUGAUGUCAAGAGACUUAUUGGUAGAAAGUUUGAUGAUAAAGAGGUUCAGAAAGACAUGAAGCUUGUUCCUUACAAGAUUGUGAACAAGGAUGGAAAGCCUUACAUUCAAGUGAAAAUCAAGGAUGGUGAGACCAAGGUUUUCAGCCCUGAGGAGGUCAGUGCCAUGAUUCUCACUAAGAUGAAGGAAACAGCCGAAGCAUUCCUUGGCAAGAAAAUCAAGGACGCCGUUGUUACUGUUCCAGCUUACUUCAAUGAUGCCCAAAGGCAAGCAACCAAGGAUGCCGGUAUUAUCGCUGGUCUCAACGUUGCAAGGAUCAUCAAUGAGCCUACUGCUGCUGCCAUUGCGUAUGGUUUGGACAAGAAAGGUGGCGAGAAGAACAUUCUUGUGUUUGAUCUUGGUGGUGGUACUUUCGAUGUCAGUAUCUUGACCAUCGACAAUGGUGUUUUUGAGGUUCUUGCCACAAACGGAGACACUCACUUGGGAGGUGAGGACUUUGACCAGAGAAUCAUGGAAUACUUCAUCAAAUUGAUUAAGAAGAAGCACGGAAAGGACAUCAGCAAGGACAACAGAGCUCUUGGAAAGCUUAGAAGGGAAGCUGAGCGUGCCAAGAGGGCAUUGAGUAGCCAGCACCAGGUCCGCGUUGAGAUUGAAUCCCUCUUUGAUGGUACUGACUUCUCCGAGCCAUUGACCAGAGCUCGGUUUGAGGAGUUGAACAAUGACUUGUUCAGAAAGACCAUGGGACCAGUGAAGAAAGCCAUGGAGGAUGCAGGUUUGCAGAAGAACCAAAUCGACGAGAUUGUCCUUGUUGGUGGUAGCACCAGGAUUCCCAAAGUUCAACAGCUCCUCAAAGAUUACUUCGACGGCAAGGAACCCAACAAGGGUGUUAACCCUGAUGAGGCCGUUGCUUAUGGUGCUGCUGUUCAAGGAAGUAUCUUGAGUGGAGAGGGUGGUGAAGAAACCAAGGAUAUCCUUCUUCUUGACGUUGCGCCCCUUACCCUCGGAAUCGAGACUGUUGGUGGAGUUAUGACCAAGUUGAUCCCCAGAAACACUGUCAUCCCAACAAAGAAAUCUCAGGUUUUCACCACUUACCAAGAUCAGCAAACCACCGUCUCCAUUCAGGUCUUCGAAGGUGAGAGGAGUCUCACUAAAGACUGCAGGAACCUUGGCAAAUUCGAUCUAACUGGCAUUCCUCCAGCACCAAGGGGUACCCCACAAAUUGAGGUCACCUUUGAGGUUGAUGCCAAUGGUAUCCUAAACGUGAAGGCUGAAGACAAGGGAACUGGUAAAUCCGAAAAGAUCACCAUUACCAACGACAAGGGUCGAUUGAGUCAGGAUGAGAUCGACCGGAUGGUUCGUGAAGCCGAGGAGUUUGCAGAGGAGGACAAGAAGGUGAAGGAGAGGAUUGACGCCCGCAACAGCUUGGAAACAUAUGUCUACAACAUGAAGAACCAGAUCAAUGACAAGGACAAGCUUGCUGAGAAGCUCGAGUCUGAUGAGAAGGAGAAGAUCGAGACAGCCGUUAAGGAUGCACUAGAGUGGCUCGACGACAACCAGAGUGCCGAGAAGGAAGACUAUGAAGAGAAGCUGAAGGAGGUGGAGGCUGUGUGCAACCCCAUCAUCACUGCAGUCUACCAGAGAUCCGGUGGUGCUCCUGGUGGCGAAUCGGCCGAAGAUGACGAGUCUCAUGAUGAGCUCUGAACAAAAUGUCAGUAAUUUUUUUUAUUGAGAUUGGUCUUUUGGAAGGUGAGAAAUGAGGAAGUAUAGAAAAUGGUGGUAUUAGGCCAUCAUGCGAAAAAAGAAAAACUUACUGUAAUUCUUUAGAUAGAGCGUUUGCAUGUUUUUUGCUUUGCGAAUGAUGCUUUUGCUUUCCCAUGGCGGGGCUGAGAUCUCUUCCAAACAUUUUGGAUUGGAUGUUGUUUUCACUCUUAUUCAAACAAGUUCCUGUCUUCAGUUGAUUGACCCUUCUA
Messenger RNA from Cucurbita maxima (winter squash), 2361 nucleotides. Its product is annotated as luminal-binding protein 5. Gene Ontology annotation, biological process: cellular response to unfolded protein; protein refolding; endoplasmic reticulum unfolded protein response. Bases 95 to 2092 code for a protein of 665 amino acids. NCBI's taxonomy places the organism in Eukaryota, Viridiplantae, Streptophyta, Magnoliopsida, Cucurbitales, Cucurbitaceae. Gene Ontology annotation, cellular component: endoplasmic reticulum lumen; cytoplasm; endoplasmic reticulum chaperone complex. The transcript is spliced from 7 exons. Gene Ontology annotation, molecular function: misfolded protein binding; ATP-dependent protein folding chaperone; ATP hydrolysis activity. The record is from RefSeq and is a predicted model, not a curated record.